UAACUGCUUCACCCGCCAAGUAGUCCCGCCCGUCAAGGAGUUGCCAAGAGUUCAAGCAAACAGAUGAAUCCAGCCAAGAAAUGACAUUUCUGAACCGUUUUUUGUUCGCCAUAGCUAAAAACCACACAUUCCGUUGUAUCAAAAGUCAAGGAAUCGGUUUGCUAUGGACACCAUUCAAGCUUAGAAACUUCAGCGAUUUGGCUAGAAACGGGUAUGACGUUGGUACAAAAGACUGCAUUCCAAUUUUACAGUCCCUGGGUGAUGCCGGGGACUUGAUCUCUGGCCAACAAAUCCACUCUUUCUUGAUCAAAACAGGGUCGAAUCAACAAGUCUUUGUUCAGAACAAUUUGAUGAGGUUCUAUUCGAUGUGCGGUGAUUUAAGUAGUGCCCACCAAGUAUUCGACGAAAUAUCUGAGCCGAAUUUGGUUUCCUGGACCAGUUUGGUCUCUGCGUAUAUUCAUGAUGGUCGGGUAGAUACUGGACUAUGCAUGUUUUUGCAAAUGUUUCGGACCGGAUUGAUGCCAAAUGAGUUUGGGUUUUCUGUUGUGCUUAAGGCUUGCAGGAUGAUAAACCAAUUUGUACUGGGUGAGAGUAUACAUGGACUUAUAUUGAAAUGUGGGUUGGAGUUGAGUAAGUUCUGUAGCUCUUCCAUUCUUGGAGUUUAUGUGGAAUCUGGGGAUGUGAAAAAGGUGCAUAAGUUCUUUCAUGCAAUUCCUCAAUGGUGCAGGUCAGAAGCUUUGUGCAAUAUGUUCUUGGAGAGUUGUGUGCUGAGCUGUGAUUUGGUGGAAGCAAACAACUUGUUUCAACAAAUGGGUUACUCUAAUAUUAGACCCAACUGCUUUACAUAUGCAAUUAUGUUUAAAUUGUGUGCUGCGGCAUUAGUAGCUGAUUUUGCAAAGUUGUUUCAUGGUAAAAUUGUGAAAAUUGGUUUUGAAAGUGAUCUCGUUGUAGGAGGAGCACUAGUUGAUUCUUACUCAAAUUUGGGAUUUCUGGAUGAUGCCUAUAAGGUUUUCAAAAACCUGGAUGGGAAUGAUAAUAUGGUUAUCUGUGCUUUAUUGGCUGGACAUAUUCAACACGGGAAUCCUGAUCAGGGUCUGCAUUUGUUCCUGGACUUCAUCUCAGAAGGUAAUAAGCCAGAUCCAUUUACCUUUGCAAGUGUAUUCAGCUUGUGCUCAAAGUCAGCAAUUGAGGGUAUUGGUUCCCAAGUCCAUUCCAGUUUGAUUAAACAUGGUUUUAUUAUGGAUCCGGUUAUAGGUAGUGCCAUAGUCAACAUGUACGGAAACAUUGGGAUGAUUUCUGAGGCCUAUAAAUGUUUCCUUGAAGUUGAAAGCAAAAAUACGAUAUGCUUUAGCGCUAUGAUCAACUAUUUUCUUUUAGAUUCUAGGCAUGAUAUGGCACUAGAAUUGUUUUUCAAAAUGAGGACUUUAGCUCUUGAACUAUGUCAGUCUACAGUAAGUUAUGUUGUUCGAGCUUAUGCACAUCUUAACAUGUUAAGAGAAGGAAAAAGCCUCCAUUCAUAUACCUUGAAACACUUCAUUGAUAUUGACUUGUGCUUGCAGAAUGCUCUGAUUGAGAUGUAUGUUAAGUGUGGGCUUGUUGAAAAAGCAGAGACAGUGUUUAAUGCUAUGAUGAUCCCUAAUGAAUUCUCAUGGACAACUGUUAUUACUGGUUACAGUGAUUUAGGGCAAUCCAAGAAAGCAUUUUCAAUGUUUCAGAAUAUGCUUCUCUCACCUGUGGCAGUGACACCAAGUCAAUAUACUAUUGUUCCUCUCCUUCAAGUGUGUUGUUCAGGGGAAACAUCCCUUGCAGGAAAACAAGUUCAUGGUUAUGUCAUCAAAGCAGGUUUCGAACAUAAUCUAUAUGUUGGAAGUGCACUGAUAAAUAUGUAUGCAGGAUUCAAGCAUGAAAGUGAAAGUGCUUUUCUAGUAUUUAUAUCAAUGAACCAACAAGAUAUUGUACUGUGGAGCUCCAUGAUAACAGCAUGGGCUCAAAAUGGUUAUUACAGGGAAGCUUUACUGCUCUUUGUAAAAUUCCAAAAUGAUUCAAUAUUUUCAGUUGAUGAAUCCAUUUUGGUGAGCUGCCUUUCAGCUUGCACAGCUUUAACAUCACUGGAGAUUGGAAAAUGUUUCCAUGCCUUGUGUAUGAAAACUGGAAUCGAGUCUUCUGUCCAUGCUGCAUCUUCCAUAAUAGAUAUGUAUAGUAAGUGUGGAAGCAUAAGGGAUGCAUACAAAUUCUUUGAAGGGUUGAGAAAGCAAACUGUAGUGACAUGGACCGCAAUGAUAUCUGCAUAUGCUUAUCAUGGGCUUGGAAUAGAAGCUAUUCAACUGUUUCAUGAGAUGAAAGCUGCUGGGUUGAAACCAGACGAAUUGACAUUUACUGGAGUUUUAACUGCGUGUAGUCAUGCAGGGCUCCUAGCUGAGGGUUGGAAGUUAUUUGAAUCCAUGAGGACAGAAUAUGACAUGGAAGUAACCAUAGCUCAUUACACAUGCAUGGUUGAUCUUCUUGGUCGACUAGAAAAGGUAACCGAGGCAGAAGCUUUGAUAAAUGAAGCACCCUUGCAGUCAAAAACUCAACUAUGGAAGAUUUUGUUGGGUGCAUGCAGCACUCAUCAGAACUUUGAAAAAGGAAAAAAAAUAGCUGAGAUGUUGAUUGAGUUAGAACCAAAUGAACCAACAACUUAUGUUAUGCUCUCUAACAUUUACGCUGCAGCCUCAAUGUGGAAUCACAAACUAGAGGUUAGAAAUAAAAUGAAGUAUGAGUAUGUACAGAAGGAGCCUGGGUACAGUAGGGUAGGAGUUGUGAGUUAACUAUCUCUGUGCUAUGUAUAUGUUAUUUUCAUGGAUUGCCGAAGAGACUGUUAGAUCUUACACAUGGAUAUAUAGCAAGAUCAGAGGCAGACAUCGCAGUGAAGCAAAGUCUGAGAUUAUUGGCUUAUUAUGUCUCUACUUGCAAGAUGUCAUCCAAACAAGGUAUUUAUGUGUGGGCAAGUUUUUCUGUUGCCUGUUGGGAAUUUGAUUAUAAUCAUUAUAACAGCUCUAAGCAUAAAAUAUUGAAGAAUGAGGAAUGGCAUGCAGCAGAGCAGGCCUUUUUAAGCUUCUCUUUGGUCCUCCAAUUCAAGUUGCUGCAUCUCCUAAUCAAAGGUCACUUUUACCACUGCAAAUCAAACCAAAACACAAAUGAUUGUACUUUUUCCUCCAGAAUUCCAAAUCAAUAGAUCUUCCGAAUUGAAUGUAUUAUAAUUAAUUUUCUCAGAAUUAAAAUUCUUGAUUUAUUUGUUGACAGGGAGUCCGUUUGCAUUGGAAUGCUUGUGCUCUGAUCUAGCUUAGCAUGGAAGAUCUUUCCAUUGGAUGUUGAUGAGGAGAAAGCUAGAAUCUUGUGCCUAAUAUGUUCAACGAAAGCAAAAAAUAAGCGUAACGCCGGUAGGGACGGAAACAUGGUUGUUCUAGCCGGCGCCGGCGCUGCUGUUGCCGGAGCGGCCGCUGUAACCGCCGUUGCUGAGUUGAAGUGUAACGCCGCCUAGGAGAAGAAACGCAGGGAGGUUGACGUUGAAAUUGAUGUUGCCGCCAUUG
This is a messenger RNA of Ipomoea nil (Japanese morning glory), 3569 nucleotides long. Its product is annotated as pentatricopeptide repeat-containing protein At5g27110-like. The record is from RefSeq and is a predicted model, not a curated record. Gene Ontology annotation, molecular function: RNA binding; protein binding. Gene Ontology annotation, biological process: RNA modification. NCBI's taxonomy places the organism in Eukaryota, Viridiplantae, Streptophyta, Magnoliopsida, Solanales, Convolvulaceae. Bases 81 to 2807 code for a protein of 908 amino acids. The transcript has 2 exons.